Messenger RNA from Parnassius apollo (apollo), 657 nucleotides. NCBI's taxonomy places the organism in Eukaryota, Metazoa, Arthropoda, Insecta, Lepidoptera, Papilionidae. The record is from the annotation of a GenBank genome assembly.
AUGCCGGACUCCGGACCCUCGUUGUGCAGCGUCCUCGACCCCCAUGCUUGGUUCGACCCGCAGAGGCUGCACCCAGAAGUGGAGUCGCUGAUCUACUGGCGGAACGCGGUGCGGUCGGGCGCGGCGCUGGGCGGCGGGCUGGUGCUGCUGGUGGCGCUGGCCUCGUGCUCCGUGGUGUCAGUGGUGGCGUACGCCGCGCUGCUGGCGCUAGCAGCCGCGCUCGCGCUGCGCGUCUACCGCAACGUGCUGCAGGCCGUGCAGAAGACCACCGACGGACACCCCUUCAAAUGGCUGCUGGAGAAGGACAUCAGUGUGCCGGCCGAGCGCGCUCAGGAACUGGCCGCCGCCGCUACCGCUCACCUGAAUGCCACCACGCACGAGCUGCGCAGGUUGUUCCUGGUUGAGGACCUGGUGGACUCGCUGAAGUUCGGUGUGCUGCUGUGGUGCCUCACCUACGUCGGCGCCUGCUUCAACGGCAUCACUCUUAUCAUUCUAGGAUGGGUGGCGCUGUUCACGCUGCCGAAGGCGUACGAGAUGAACAAGACGCAGGUGGACGCCAACCUGGAGCUGGCGCGCACUAAGAUCAACGAGAUCACCGCCAAAGUACGAGCGGCCUGCCCGCUGGGUAAGAAGACGGAGACUGAGAAGGACAAGUAG